UAUAAAUAAAUGUAUCCCCAAUUUGCUAUCUCCAUUAACUUGGAAGUUGAGUGAGAAAAUUUACAAAAGAUGGGUUUGAGAGCACUGCUGCCUCUUCAACACAACAGUGGGUUCAUAUCUACGGCCAAAGUUCCCAUCUCAAGAACCUCUCCGAGAUUUAACCGGAGUCCUAGAUGGGUCGUUGUGUCGGCCAAGCAAGAUGAUAAAGAUGAUGAGAAGAAGAAUAAGAAGAAGAAGAAGGAAGAGGAGGAGACUUCGUUGUUUACUCAAUUAACUGAUGCGUUGGACUUCUCACAGGUUCGGUCGGAGAAAGACGCUGACCUUCUCUACGAGGCUCGUGAAGCCACCAAAUCUGGUGGCAAGAUGACCCAAGAACAGUAUGGGGCAUUAAGAAGAAAAAUCGGAGGGACAUACAAGGACUUUUUCAAAUCCUACGUUGAAGUGGAUGGGACAUAUGUGGAGGAAGGAUGGGUGGACAAAACAUGCAAGAUUUGCAAAAAGGACACAAAGGGUGAGGCAAGACAAGUUGACAAGUUAGGGAGGUAUGCUCAUGUCUCUUGUCUUCAAAAUCCUCCAAGUUCUUCUGGAAAUUUCUUCACCAGGCUCUUCUCUAAAUGAUGAUCAAGUUCCCAAAAUCAUAUGAAUGUGUUUGUUUGUAACUAAAAUAUUCUUGCAGUUUUGUGCCUGUGUUUAUAGAAAUCGAAGUUAAUUUACGUACAAAAAAACAAACAAUGUUUAUUGUAUUGAUUUAACAAAUAUGAAAGCGACAGAGGAGGGAGGAUGUACAUUUAUGGUCUAAAUGUCUUGAAGUUUUUGUAACGAGCUCCUAUGCUAAAGAAAAAACGCUUAUAUGAA
Molecule: messenger RNA, 855 nt
Organism: Camelina sativa (false flax)
Lineage: Eukaryota; Viridiplantae; Streptophyta; Magnoliopsida; Brassicales; Brassicaceae
Biological process (GO): positive regulation of DNA-templated transcription; chloroplast organization
Source: RefSeq, a predicted model, not a curated record